Apiotrichum porosum is the source of this 2292-nucleotide messenger RNA. RefSeq lists its product as uncharacterized. The record is from RefSeq and is a predicted model, not a curated record. The coding region runs from base 1 to 2292 and encodes 763 amino acids. NCBI's taxonomy places the organism in Eukaryota, Fungi, Basidiomycota, Tremellomycetes, Trichosporonales, Trichosporonaceae. The transcript has 6 exons.
AUGUCGGUACAGCGCAGAUCGUCUUCCCCAUUGUCUUCGGCGUCGCCCUCCCCUCUCCAGGCGCCCAUUGCCAAUGGGGACACGGCUCUCACCGAGCUCAACCUCGGCCCCUCUGUAGGCCCAGAGCCGGAGGAGGACGGUAUCAUCGGAGGCAGCAGCCCCACAACGUUGACGGAGCCGCUCACCGAGAGCGAGCUCACAGAAGAUGAGGGCGAGGCCGAUGAAGAGGCCGACGAAGAGGCCGAUGGGCCAGCUGAAGAGGGCGGCGUCGAGGAAGCCGAAGCCGAUGGCCCGGAGGACGAGGCAAUCGAUGAUGUGGAUGAUGAUGUGGAUGAGGAUGAUGGCGACGACGUCAAUGAUAUAGCCCCCCGUGUCACCAAGCGCCCAGCGGUCAGCGGCGGUGGUUCACCCUCCCCAUCCCUCACUCCUCCUCCCCCAUCCGACCCCCCACGCUCCGAUGCCCUCCCGUCGUCCCCGCACAACGAGAACGGCGACAACGACGAGGACGAAGACGAGCCUAUGGAUCAAGACGAGGAGAUUGAGGACGUCGACAUUGCUGAGGACGAGGCCGAGGCCGGCGACGACGACGGAGAGGAGGACGGCGACGUGACCAUGCGCGCCGAGCCCGAUGCCGCCGAGGUCGAGGCCGAAGAUGGCAGCGACGAAACUGCCAUCAAUGAAGACGCAGCCGAAGCCGAGGCAGACGCAAUAGUGGACGCCAACGAAGACGCUGCCGCUGGUCAAGCCACCGCUGAGGAGGCCGAGGAGGAUGCUGCUGAGCAAGCGGCUGCCGAGGAUGUCGCUUGUGAGGAUGAAGAAGAGGAGGCUGCCGAGGCAGCAGAAGCUGAAGAGUCUUCAGACUCGCCUGCCGCAUUACCUUCGCGCUCAUCCAACACCCACUCCAUGCAUGCUCCGCCGCCCACCCCCGCAGCAAUGCGUGCCCUUUUGGCCCUCGAAGUCAAGUUCGCUUCCCUGCGCGACAGGCUUUACGUUGAGCGACUCGAGGAAGCCGCGCGUGAGGAGGAGAUGAUCCUCAAUGGCACUCACCCGGCCCUUAUGGAGCUCAACAAAGUGCUCGAAGGUCGUCGCGCGCGCUUGCACGAGAUUGCCUUGCACCGCUACGAGGAAUCGCUUGCCGACCUGGCCAUUUGGCGGGAUGUGGAAAAGAAGAUUUCCUGGGGCACCUGGACUGACGAGCGCGACAAAUUGCAAUGGGAGGAAUUCGAGCACACAUGGAGCAAGCGGCGCCGCCUCGCGCGUGAGAAGAACGAGAUUGAGACGCCAAAGGUCCACAAGCCUGUUCCCAGUGUGCACCGCCCUCCAAAGCCAUUUGACUGGUCGGCAGGGGCUGUUCCAAGCAAGCUCACAACAGAGGAUGCUCUACAUGACCUCCAGCUGAUGGACCUCCGGAGGCAGCAACAGCAGCAGCAGCAGCAACAACAACAGCAGCAACAACAGCAGCAACAACAGCAGCAGCAGGCACAGCAAGCCUCUCGACACGCCUCCCCGUACGGCAACUAUGCGGGGCCAUCUACGUCGAGCUACCCCUAUCAGGCCAACCAACACCCGGCCAGCUACCUGCAGGCAGAUACGUCCGAGGCUGCCGACCGAAGGCAUCACCAUUAUCCAGCUUCACGGGCGCAUGCUCGCCCAGCAGCUCAGUCUCAAGCUACCCACGCUGACCCAGCACGACCAACCGCUGGACCGUCGAUUUCUGCGCAACCAACCACAUCAAAGAAACCGCCUACGGCACAUGAGGUCUUUGGAGUGCCGCGGAGAGACCCAGCGCCGGCCCAGAGCAAUGGCGACGGCAAGUUGACGAACGGCCAUUCACGGCACGGCGCAACACCAGCGCAAUCGGCUCUAGGUCUGAACACAUCUUCGUCGGCCGCCACCUCCUCGUCUUCUCGACCUAUCGAAACUAAAGCCGCGGCCGCUCCCCCUUCCUUGUCCUCCACAUCAGCCAAUGCUUCACACCCUGCUCCUGAGCGAGCAAACGCUUCAUCUCGUUUCCCUGGGCUGGCCGACUACCUCUCAGGCUCAGCAACACCUCCACAGAACUCUUUCCAGCACCAUCUGCAGCAGUCCAGUGCAGCCGCAUCGGCGGCAAGCAAGGCUGCGCCAUCCGCCCCGUCCGCGUCUAGUACUACUAAUUCAACCCUUGGUUCGGCUUUGGGUGAGUUUGCUUUGCCAAUUGGGCUCGAGGUUUUGUGUUUGUCUGCUGACUGUCCAGGCCGUCCCUCAUUUGCCUCAGCGCCGCAGCCCCAGGCGGCCAGUGUACCCCGUAGCUGA